AUGGUAGAUUUUUUGCAAGUUAUGUUGGGAGUGACUCUGCUGUUAAUAGUCAUCUGUUUUGUAUGGAAGAGACCAGUGCCCAUUUUUGAGAACUUACAAGGGAAGCAUGUACUAAUAACAGGAGGAUCAAGUGGGAUAGGGCUGGAGAUUGCCAAAGAGGUCCUUGCACAGGGCUGUUAUGCCACAUUGGUGGCAAGAAAUAGGUCAAGACUCCUUAAGGCUGUUGAAGAAAUCCUUGAAGAAGUGAAGUGUAAUAGAGACAGAAUUGAUAUCAAGGUUGCAGAUGUAAGUGAUUACAGAGCAGUCUUUGUGGCUGUGAAUGAAGCUUUUGAAUGGAAGCCCAUUGACAUACUUGUUUGCAAUGCUGGACUGGCUUAUAGUUCUUAUUUGGAUAAGAUGCAUGUUGAGGAGAUUGAUCUCACAAUUGGGACAAACUUGACUGGGACUGUGUAUACAUUAAAUGUUGCUCUCCCUCUGAUGAAGCAGAGAAGCAAUUUACAUCCCUCAGCUGUGGUAUUGAUGGGAUCUCUUUCCUCUAUGUAUGUGCUAUAUGGCCACGCGCUUUACACUGCUACUAAAUAUGCCAUGAGGGGACUUGCAGAGGCUCUGAGGCUGGAACUUUUGCCCUUCAAUAUUAAAGUAACUCAUGUAUGUCCUGGAUUUGUGGAUACUCCUAUGCUAAGAAAUAUUGAAGGUGAAGUACCACAUUUCCCAGUCUUUGAACUCCCUUCCUCUGCUUAA
Cryptomeria japonica (Japanese cedar) is the source of this 741-nucleotide messenger RNA. Its product is annotated as 3-dehydrosphinganine reductase TSC10B-like. Gene Ontology annotation, biological process: sphingolipid biosynthetic process. The coding region runs from base 1 to 741 and encodes 246 amino acids. NCBI's taxonomy places the organism in Eukaryota, Viridiplantae, Streptophyta, Pinopsida, Cupressales, Cupressaceae. The transcript has 3 exons. Gene Ontology annotation, molecular function: 3-dehydrosphinganine reductase activity. The record is from RefSeq and is a predicted model, not a curated record. Gene Ontology annotation, cellular component: endoplasmic reticulum membrane.